Molecule: messenger RNA, 653 nt
Organism: Trypanosoma cruzi
Lineage: Eukaryota; Euglenozoa; Kinetoplastea; Trypanosomatida; Trypanosomatidae
Product: mucin TcMUCII, putative
Exons: 1
Source: RefSeq, a predicted model, not a curated record
UGUGCGCCCUGUUGGUGCUCGCCCUGUGCUGCUGCCCGUCCGUGUGCGCGGGAGACACUCAGUCUCAAGCUGCCGCUUCUUCCCAGACGACCACGGCGACCACACCCCCGGCAUCAGUCCCCGAGGAGAAGUCCAAACCCAAAUCUAAUGUUGUUGUCGUUCCACCGCCUUCACUACCAGAUCCAUCACACCGGGAGGCCGGUUCGACAGGGUCGUCAAGUUUGGGGUCCGUGGCAAAGCCGGGAAAUGAUGGCGGAGAGGGACCAGGAUCUACCAGUACGGGAACGAAACCAAAUGAGGUGUCCAAUACGUUACAGGCAGAUGGUAAUAAGGGUACUACAGGGUUACCCAGUGAAAAGAGACUAUCCGAGGAUCGGGCAAAUAGGGAGUCUGAAGAUUCUACCGAGGAGACCACUACCACCACAACAAAGGCACCAACCACGACGACGACCACUGCGCCAGAGGCACCAACCACGACAACCACCACUGCGCCAGAGGCACCAAGUACUACGACUACAGAGGCGCCAGCUGUGUCGACCACCCGCGCACCGUCACGUCUUCGCGAAAUGGACGGCAGCCUCAGCAGCACUGCGUGGGUGUGUGCCCCGCUGGUGCUUGCCGUAUCCGCGCUGGCGUACACCACUCUGGGCUGA